CAGAACUGCUUUUACCUUAUGAACCUUCACGGACCCUUUGCUCCUCUGGCAGCAGGCUCUUAGUCAUUCCAAAAGUCAGGACACACACUCAUGGCGAGGUGUCCUUUCAUUAUUACGGCCCUCGUCUAUGGAACAGCCUGCCAGAGGACCUCAGGACCGCAGAGAACAUUCAUGUUUUUAAGAGCAGACUCAAGACCCACCUCACCCAAGUGAGGAAUUUUCUGUCUGUAUUGACUUUGGCGCCCCCUGUGGACAAAGCGGUCAUCUAUAUAUUGUAAGUGAUUCUGUCUUGUACUUGUCAAAGUAGUGUUAAUUAGUAAAUCUGCAUAUGUUGUCUUUUUAUGAAUAGAUGUGUCACUAACAUUUGCUGUGAGAUAAGAGGCUCUUUAUUGUACCUACAUUAAACAACACCUACAUUGUACCAACUUCCUUACAGCUGUUAAAGGUAUUUAAUCAUAUUAUAUAAAUCGUCGAUCUUGUCGUAAAGUGUUUCAUUUGCUGUUUAACAUCUUAGUGGUACAUCACUGUUUCCUGUGAGGAGCUUUUGGUUGGGUCAACUUUAGCGCCUCCCUGUGGCCAAUCUUACACUGCUGACUUUUGAAGGUAAAUUGCAUCAUUUAUAUUUAACAUGCAUAGUUUAUGUAGACAUUGUGAAACAGGGCUGUUUCUUCAAGUGCUUGGUUGACACCUACCCCCUCGCUCUAAGGGUUUCAGUCUAUUUGAUCAACAAUAAAAGCUCCACUCAGGAGUUAAAAUUUACUGUCCCUUUCUCCGUAAUCUUUCAUCGAAACUUAAGACCUGUUGUUAACUUUCAGCUUGGUGUUAGUUUUGGCUGCCUCUGUGGACAGAAAUCUUUUUUGCUAUAGUUUUCUUAUUUGAAGUCAUAUUGAGGUGUAACUAUCAGUUCAAGUCUGUUUUAUAACCAUUGAAAAAUUCCUUAGAGGAGCUUUAAGUGAGACAAGGUUACAGCUUCGCCUCUAACCAGUUCAUACCAUAGUUUAUAUUUACAGCUUCUUUUCUGUAUUUUUGCUGCACCGUUGCUCUUGUAAUGUGCGUUUACUCUCCUUUCAGCCUCUUAAUGGUCUAAGAAACUGUGUUUAUCUGCAUGAAAACUCUGAACAGCCCACGAGACUAUCAGCUAAACGGACAGUUCAGAAUAAUACCCAUCAUCUCUGCACUGGUCUUAUAUUUAUUGUUAUUUCCAUCUGAAGCUGAGACGCACUCAUGCAUACAUCAAGCUGCUAAUCUCAGGACAUGGCUGUCUGCCUGCUGCCUCCCGUCCCAGACACACUCACCCAGCAGAUGACACGGCUGCGGAUGAAGCGAUUAGGUUACAGACUCUGUAAUUUACCGACAGGCCGUGAAGGAAACAUUGGAGGCUUAUUAGCUUCCAGUGAAAGAUCAAUGUUAUCUUUAUGCGGCUUCCCAAAGGUGGAUUUAUUUCAGUUCUAACACAAAAGGCCCAGGUGGAAAGAUUUUGUUGCCUCAGUCUGUUUAUUGACCGCUGUGACCUUACAACCGAGAAGUAAGACAAAUCCAUUUCCCCUGUAAACUCCCUUCCCAGGACUUUAUAUCAUCCUCGCCUGACGAAAUUACACCCGACAUCUUUUACUGAAAGUAUCUGUCUUUAACCUCUUUUUGAUUCAGUCCCCCUCACAUGGUCACAGGGAAGCUCUAAACAUUACAGCUAAAUAAUAAAGUGGAGUCCUAUUACCCUGGAUUUAGACCUCUGAAUGACGCUCCACCCCUCUGAAUGUUCUCUUAUUCUAUAGGCAGGCCUGUUUUCUCAACUGCAUGUAUGAAGCAUUUCCUCAUUAGCAUUUAUUUUCUCAGUAAGGAAAGACCAAAAGGACAGACUGACACUUGCGUAGCUAAAUACAGUUUGUUUAGGAACUAUGUAAAAAUUUUCUGGGAAAGAGUAAGGUUGUAAGAGUGAGUGGAUAUAACAUUAUGAAGUGCCCUCUAGAAUGCCCAUCCAAGUUACUUCCAGAUCGAGUAAAAAGGUGCCCUCUAAGUGCACAUCCUACAAGAAUAGCAUUGAAAAAGUGCCCUCUGGAUGCUCUUGUAGUGGAUAUAAGAUCAAUUUGUGUCUUCUGAUUACUCUUUUUGCACAAAGAUAAUUAAAAGACUGCGUACUGGAUAGUGGAUAAUAUGUAAAAUAGUUUCCUCUAUAUACCGUUUUAGUGAAUAUGAUGUAAAAUAGUGUCCUCUAUAUACACUUUCAGUGAAUAUAAUGUUAAAAAAUUGCCCCCUACAUACCCUUCUAGUGAACAUAAUGUAAAAUACUAUCCUCUACAUACAGUGCCUUGAAAAAGUAUUCAUACCCCUUGAACUUUUUCACAUUUUGUCACUCUACAACCACAAACUUAAAAGUAUUUUAUUGAGAUUUUUUGUCAUAGACCAACACAAAGUAGCACAUAAUUGUGAAGUGGAAUGAAAAUGAUACAUGGUUUUCAAAAAUUUAAACAAAUAAAAAUCUGAAAAGUGUGGUGUGCAUUUGUUGUCAGCGCCCCUGUGUCAGUACUUUGUAGAGCCACCUUUCACUGCAAUUACAGCUGCAAGUCUUUUAGGGUAUGUCUCUACAAGCUUUGCACAUCUAGAGACUGAAAUUUUUGCCCAUUCUUCUUUGCAAAAUAGCUCAAGCUCAGCCAGAUUGGACGGAGAGCAUCUGUAAACAGCAAUUUCCAAGAUGCUCAAUGGGAUUUAGGUCUGGACUUUGACUUGGCCAUUCUAACACAUGAAUAUUCUUUGAUCUAAACCAUUCCAUUGUAGCUCUGGCUGUAUGUUUAGGGUCAUUGUCUUACUGGAAGGUGAAUCUCUUUCCCAGUCUCAAGUCUUUUUCAGCCUCCAACAGGUUUCCUUCCAGGAUUGCCCUGUAUUUAGCUCCAUCCAUCCUCCCAUCAACUCUGACCAGCUUCCCUGUCCCUGCUGAAGAAAAGCAUCCUCACAGCAUGAGGCUGCCACCACCAUGUUUCACAGUGGGGAUGGUGUGUUCAGGGUAAUGAGCAGUAUUACUUUUCCACCACACAUAGCGCUUUGUAUUCAGUCCAAAAAGUUCAACUUUGGUCUCAUCUGACCAGAACACCUUCUUCCACAUGUUUGCUGUGUCCCCUACAUGGCUUGUGACAAACUGAAAACAGGACUUUUUAUGUCUUUCUGUCAACAAUGGCUUUCUUCUUGCCACUCUUCCAUCAAGGCCAGAUUUGUGGAGUACACGACUUAUAGUUGUCCUGUGGACAGAUUCUCCCACCUGAGCUGUGGAUUUCUGCAGCUCCUCCAGAGUGACCAUGGGCCUCUUGGCUGCUUCUCUCACCAGUGCUCUCCUUGCUCGGUCUGUUAGUUUAGAUGGAUGGCCAUGUCUUGGUAGGUUAGCAGUUGUGACAUACUUCUUCCAUUUUUGGAUGAUGGAUUGAACAGUGCUCCUUGAGAUGUUCAAAGCUUUUGAUAUUUUUUUAUAACCUAACCCUGCUUUAAAGUUCUCCACAACAUUUUCCCUGACCAGUCUGGUGAGUUCCUUGGUCUUCAUGAUGCUCUUUGUUGACUAGUGUUCUCUAACAAAGCACUGAGGCCUUCACACAACAGCUGUAUUUAUGCUGAUACUAAAUUACACACAGGUGGACUCUAUUAGCUAAUUAGGUGACUUCUGAAGGCAAUUGAUUGCACUGCAUUUUAUUUAGGGGUAUCAGAGUACAGGGGGCGGAAUACAAAUGCACACCACAUUUUUCAUAUUUCUAUUUGUUUAAAUUUUGAAAACCAUGUACCAUUUUCAUUCUACUUCACAAUUAUGUGCUACUUUGUGUUGGUCUGUGACAAAAAAUCUCAAUAAAAUACUUAAAGUAAAAAUAUUAAAAUAUUUAAGUUUGUGUAUCCUCUUUAAGUUUGUGGUUAUAGAGUGACAAAAUGUGAAUAAGUUCAAGGGGUAUGAAUACCUUUUCGAGGCACUGUACCCUUCAUUUGAAUAUAAUGUAAAUUAGUGCCCUCUACAUCCCCUACCAGUAGAUACUAUGUAAAAUAGUGCCCUCUACAUACCCUUCAAGUGAAUAUAAUGUAAAAUAGUGCCCUCUACAUAGUGCCCUCUGAAUGCACUCUCUGAAUAUAAAACAUUUAAAAAGUGCCCUCAGCAUGGCCUUUCAGUGGACAUUUUUUCCCUCAUAAAUAGUGCCCCCUGGAUGCCCUUCCAGUAUCUAAAUUGUUAUAUAGUUCCCUUUGCGUGCACUUUCAGUGGAUAAGGUAUAAAAUAGCACCCUUUGGCUACCUCUCUAGUGCACAUAGAAUAACAUUGUGCCCUUUAGAUGCACUAUUACAUUUAAUUUCUAUGUUUUGUAAAUGACUGAUUGAACAAUUCCAGUUAAAAUGUGAGCUUUUACAGGAAAAAUCAUCAACUUUUGACUAUUUUCUUUUUAUAAUGUUGAUUUCCUUUUCAGUUUCUAUCACUAAAUGUAUAAAUAUUUACUAGAUUGCAGGGAAUCAAGUGUUGGAUGGUUCUAUGUUUAAAGCUGAUUUUUUUCCUCCAUAUGAUAGUGGUCAGUAUGAAUCCCUCCUCGUAUCAGAAGGAAUCAGUGAGGAGAAUCAGGAGGAACAGUGAAAGCCUCCUUCAGGAUCUCUUUUACAAAGGAGUCCAUGGAGGAGACAGAGACACUCCUGUAAGUGUUCUUAAUGUCAAUGAACUGCUAGUGUAAUUCAACACAUAUCUAUGGAUCAAAGGGUCAGGAAAGCUUUUUUCUGCAAUGACAGAUGCCAGCACAACCUGGUAGAGAUGCUAAAAUGAUUCGCUCCAUCGCCAGUCUGAUCAGAGCAAAGAGCAAACUCCUCCUCCUGGAGAACCCUGACACUGUGGAGAUCUACAAGGUCAGCACUCGCUUUUAUCUCGGGUGUUUUCAUCUAUUUGAUGUUGUAAAGCACUUAAGCUUAGAAAGGUGUUUUUCUUUUCCCAAACCAUAUUUAUUUAACUUUUGCAUUUUUGACUUCUUAUAGCUGGAUGAUUCAGUCCGUUCCAGCAGAAACAGUAAAGGCGAUCUCUACCUCCCUGCCAUCAAAACCAAAGCUUCAAGUCUGAACUCCAUCAGAGGAGCUUUAAGUCAAUCCUGCCCAUACCUGUACGACAAAAGAAGAGGAUCUUUUUCCUCUGUCACCUCUCAGAGAGCUGGAGUUCAUCCUAUAAAACAGGUAAUAUGUAAGACUCUUUUUACUUCACAUUAAGUAUGGAGUUCAACCUCUUCACCUUUGUUUUCUUUCUCCAUAUCAGAAUAACCUAAAAGCCCAAAAAGAGGCAAAGAAAUCCAAUGUCACUGUGACGAUGACUUACCUGGGACAGGGUCAUCGGGGGUCUCAGUCAGGGUCGACUAAGGAUGAACUGAAGGUCCUCCAGCAGGUUAACGGAGGGGAGAAUAUCUGUGUCUUCAAAGGGCUGGUGUCUGCAGGAGGUAGGAGCUCGUAAACCUAAAACAUGACAGUAAAAAAGAUGCAAUUUUCAAACAUCAAAAAUAUUUGGCCAAACUUGAAGAUUAUUUUAUUGAAGGACCCCAAAUUAAAGACAAGUGGCAUCAGACCCAGCAGUUUGAAAGUAUCUUAUCAGGUUAAAUAAAGAGAAAAGAUAAAACUUUAAGCUUGUGUUGUUUUAAACUUUUGCUUGGGUUUGAAACAACUUUGCCCCCCAAAAAAAUCAGGAUUAUACUCUUCAGAGGGGGCUUGAUUUAGACUGGAUUUCAGGAAGAAAUUAUAAUUUGAAGUUAGUCAAACAUCACAAAAUUAUCAUAAUCAUAUAAUAAUUAAAGCUCCUGUGAGUAGUUUUCAGUCUGUGUCACACACACCUAAGUAGUGAUUUAUGACAAAAAAAUCCCAGCCGAAUGCAUCACUCGUGGAUAAUUAAAGUAGAAAUGUUUAAAAACAGGGCUGUUUUAUUAUCUACUUGGCUGACACCUACCACUCACACUGGUUAACUCAGAUAUAAAAAUCUCUAGUCCUGUUAAUGAUGGUCUUGUUUGCUCUUGAACGUCAUAAAAAAUCCUCAAUAUAAAUUUCAGUCUAUCAUACAAAUUUCAAAAAUUCCCCAUAGAAACUUUAAGUUGUGUUUUUUAUGCUCUUAAAUGUUAAAUGAGGCACACUGGAAGGUUAAAGCUACUGUGAGGACUUUUUAACUAAUUGUGAAACAGACUGAAAUUGAUACUGACGCCUACCUAUGACCAUGACUGGCAAACGAGACCAUCAGCAAUAAGAUGAAACUGAAGCAAGCGGGUAGGUGUCAGACCAGGCAAGCUAAAACUGUGUUUCCUUACAUUUCAAGAGCAAAUAUUUAGGGCUCUAUUUUCAUGUACGCCCGUGAGGCGGUGGAGGGUGGCGGAGCCCGUGCAGUUGUUUUUUCGUCUGGCGGAGCCGGGCGUACAGCCAGUUUGGUAUUUUCGUGGACUGAGGCGCACGGAGGCGAGCCGAGAUCCGCCAAGCUGGGCGUGGUGGCGUGGCAGGGGGAGGUGUCGACAGAAUCAGCGGGCGCAGUGACAUUUUCGUGGUAGACCGGCGGCGUAUCGACAUACGUCACUGAUGCCUCACCGGCAGGUUUCCACAGUGUCAGGCACAUUUCAGUGCAAAAAAUAAUCAUCAACAACUCAUAAUCUGAGUCAGCACAUACAUUUAGAUCCAUAUAGAUAUAUUCUGAUCUAUAUGUGAUCUGAUGAGCGCGUUUGGCACGCGUUUGGACACACAACCUGACCGAAUCAACACAGCUGAAACCGCAUUAAAUUAAAUUAAAUAUCUAGUAAAUAAACACACAUGAUGAAGUUAACAAGAUAUGUAAUUCGUCUCCCUCCUUUUCUUUCUUCCUCUUCCUCUUAUUUCUCGCACAGCUCGACCUGGACACGUCUCCGUGUCCUCUGUCCGUCUUGCUGCUGCUGCGGCUGAACAGAUGAUUUGUUUCAGUGCUCAGAUGUGUGAUCUACUUUAAGCCGACAUACGGAUAUUAUCAUAUUCAGUUUUGUGAGCCAAAUUUAUUUUAUAUGCCAACAUCUAUGAAAGAAAGAGCCAGGCCACUGAGCGCGAUGCGUCAUUUACGCACAGAUGGUUCCGAUUUUAAUGCCAUUUUUGGAGUUCAUGUUGUGAUCUGUGCGCACAACCCACCUUUGUCACGUGAGGUUUGAAUAUGAGCAACUUUAUGUGAGUGUCUUUAUUUGUGGAAAAGGGUGUUUGUCUUACCAGUGGGUCCAACAUUACACACACCAAAUCCAUCUGUGCUUAUAUGAGACAGUGUGGAGGACACUUGUUGAGGAGCUGCCCUCUGUCGCCAUCUUGUGGCAUUACUGUCUUAAGACAUCUCUUGAUCUCUUUGACUACUUCAUGAAAAUAGUAAUACGCCUCGCCUGUGGCGGAUUUAAAGGCAAGGAGAGGAGCUUAUGUGAUUGGUGAAAACAGGUCUCGGCUGUGUUAAACCCACUAACCGCCCUUUCUCCUCCCCGUCUACGACUUAUGCUGCUGGGAGGAGCUGAGUUAGGGAGGGGGGACACUUACGCAGGGCUGCGCAGUUCACCAAAAUACCAAAAUGUGCCUGGGAACGCCUUGUCAGCGCGGCGGAUCUGACUGACGCUGCGCUUGCGGCACGUCUCCGGCGAGGCACGAAAAUAGAGCCCUUAGAGUUAAUGACACAUUUGACUCUUAAAAAUACUAAGUUGAGGUUCUUUAGUCACAAAAUACUUCCUUUGUGUGUGCAGGAGAAGAUCUGCAAAGAGUUAAAAUACAUAUAUUUGCCUAUGGGGGUGCCAAAAUCAACAUGGACCAUAAUUUCCUCACAGCAGUUUUAAGGGAAAUUUUGGUCAAAAUAUAGCUGUUAUUAUUGAACCUUAUAUAUUUCAGUAUCAGGAUCUUACAGAAUAUGGAGCUUUGGCAUCCCCUGUGGACUAAAGGUGCAAUUUUGGUCCCCUUUAUUGCAACUGUUAAAAGGAGAAGGUGGGCCCAUUUCAGUUUUUAUUGAAAAAUGGACACAAGGAAGCCAGUUUAUCUGAUCCUGGAUGGCAAAUAUGUGGAUUUCAAAGUCCAGAUCACUUUGAAUAACCAGAGCUUAUCAGGGCUGAUUCCUCGUCUCCCUUCCAGCGAUGGGGGAGAAAGGACGAUGAGGACGUUGGCCUGCAGCUCUGUUUGAGUUGAACAAGAGUCAGAGGCUGAUAUGUGACCAGACUGACUAGCAUCACAUAAAAAAACCAGCACAUACACACAAAAGAAAGCGUUUUAUCUCUGCUGCUGCUUCAUGUUGAAACAAAGUGUACAGCUGUCACUGCAGGGAGAGUAUCUGAACAUGGGGCUGAUAUGAGAACAAAGUUAUAGAUUUCUGCUCCAAACACUUUGUUUGAUCUAUUUACGAAAGCCUCUGCAACCGACACACACACACAGACACAUGUCAAACUGGCUGUGCUGGAUUUAAACUGUCAUGUUAUUUAGUUUGGUUUUAUGCAAAAUAGACAGUUGUCUACAGACAAUUGUUCAAUGUUCAUUCUCUGGUGAGUAUAUUUAAAAGUGUAUACACAAAAGGAGUGUACUUGUAAGAUCUCUUUCCAUCCUAAUCAGCGUUUAGAAGAGAAAGAGAGUCUGACAUUUGGAUUUAAUAUACAUCAGGUUACAGAUGACGCCGUGUGCAGAAAUGUGAUUUCUAAAUGCAGGAGAAACUUAAUUUCAUUUACUUUUAAUGGACUGGGUUGUAAACAGGCAGAAAAUCUCACUUUACUAAUAAAACCAAGGCUGUCUGUGUUGGUUUAAGACAGGUAUGGAUUUAUAAAGAUAGAUUAAGUCUGAAUCGUUUAAAGAAAUGAAUCAUUUGUUCCCACUAAUUGUGACUGUGAUUGUGUCUGUCAGCCGAACAGUGAAAAUGUUGCCUGUUAGAAGCUUCCUGAAAGACAACAGUAGUGCAGGGACUCUGUAUAAGAACUGAGUGGUAUUUAGUAAAAGUAGAGACGGCAGCAGCACUAAACGCUUCAGUUUUAUCAUGCUCAAUCUGUGCUCAUUUCAGCUUCUGUUUUACAUUUGAUCUUAAUCCAAAACAAAUUAUGCCUUUUAGUUUCAGUCAGAUUUUUGCCCGUUGUAGACACUUAAUAGAUCCAUUUAGGCCGACGUCAACAUUACGUAACGGUUUUAGCUGGAGAAGACAGAUGUGGACCCCACAGGCUAGAAGGUAACAUAGGCGUCCUAUUAACGGUCAUCUUUAAAGACCCACUUAUGUUCAUAUGGCAUAUCAUGAGAAAAGUAAGUGCAAAAUUGCAUUUCCCAGUAUUUCUGUUGUCAAACCUCUGUAGAUCUCGGGCAGACCCAAACUGCAGGCUCAGACAUAGGGCUCUAUUUUCAUGUACGCCCGUGAGGCGGUGGAGGGUGGCGGAGCCCGCGCAGUUGUAUUUUCGUCUGGCGGAGCCCGGCGUACAGCCAGUUUGGUAUUUUCGUGGACUGAGGCGCACGGAGGCGAGCCGAGAGCCGACAAGCUGGGCGUGGUGGCGUGGUAGGGGGAGGUGUCGACAGAAUCAGCGGGCGCAGUGACAUUUUCGUGCUCGCCACCGGCGUGUAAAGUGCGCUGAAAGCUCGCCGAUUCAAACCUGGUCAGCUCUCAGCGCAUGGCGGAGCGCAGCUGGUCUAGUGGUAUUUUGGUAGACCGGCGGCGUAUCGGCAUACGUCACACAUGCCUCACCGGCAGGUUUCCACAGUGUCAGGCACAUUUCAGUGCAAAAAAUAAUCAUCAACAACUAAUAAUCUGAGUCAGCACAUACAUUUAGAUCUAUAUAGAUAUAUUCUGAUCUAUAUGUGAUCUGAUAAGCGCGUUUGGCACGCGUUUAGACACACAACCUGACCGAAUCUACACAGCUGAAACCGCAUCAAAUUAAAUUAAAUAUCUAGUAAAUAGACACACAUGAUGAAGUUAACAAGAUAUGUAAUUCGUCUCCCUCCUUUUCUUUCUUCCUCUUCCUCUUAUUUCUUGCACAGCUUGACCUGGACAUGUCUCCGUGUCCUCUCUCUGUCCUACAGUGGCUGAACAGAUGAUUUGUUUCAGUGCUCAGAUGAGUUAUCUACUUUAAGCCGACAUACGGAUAUUAUAAUAUUCAGUUUUGUGAGCCAAAUUUAUUUUAUAUGCCAACAUCUAUGAAAGAAAGAGCCAGGCCACAGAGCGCGAUGUGUCAUUUACGCACAGAUGGUUCCGAUUUUAAUGCCAUUUUUGGAGUUUAUGUUGUGAUCUGUGCGCACAACCCACCUUUGUCACGUGAGGUUUGAAUAUAUGCAACUUUAUGUGAGUGUCUUUAUUUGUGGAAAAAGGGUGUUUGUCUUACCAGUGGGUCCAACAUUACACACACCAAAUCCAUCUGUGCUCAUAUGAGAGAGUGUGGGGGAUGCCCAAUGCAGCGCUUACAGGGACACUUGUUGAGGAGCUGCCCUCUGUCGCCAUCGUGUGGCAGAACUGUCUUCAGACAUCUCUUGAUCUCUUUGACUACUUCAUGAAAAUAGUAAUAUGCCUCGCCUGUGGCGGAUUUAAAGGCAAGGAGAGGAGCUUAUGUGAUUGGUGAAAACAGGUCUCGGCUGUGUUAACGCCACGCCCUUUCUCCUCCCUCGCUACGACUUACGCCGCUGGGAGGAGCUGAGUUAGGGAGGGGGGAUACUUACGCCGGGCUCCCUUUAAAAAGUUUUUACUUGUCCAAUAUCUGGAUCCUCAUCUCAGUAGCAUGAUUUAGUUUGGUCUCUCCCAUAAUGCAAUGCUGCUGAGCCAUCCCUGCUGAUCUGCAGAGGUCAUAUACAGAAAAAUGAACCUUGAGCCAUCAUCCAAAACAAGAAACAAAAUGUUUUUUCAGUGGCCAAGUGGUUUAUAAAAUUUUGGGGUGUGAUGAGGGUCCGGGCUCAGCCCCUAACAAACGCCCCUGGAUAGACACCUAGGUCACUGCACUCCACCUGGAUCUUAAUUUGGUUUAGAGUAGAUCAGAACUACAAAAACAUCUUGAACACGCUACGUUAAAUCUCUAAUGCUUUGCUCAUAAUAUUGAAUCAAUGAGUGAGUGAACGAAUCAGUUCAAACAAGGAAAUUUAAGGGUAAAAGUUCAAUGUUAGGCACUGUGCCAUCAAGAGACACAAGUCAACUGGUUGGUGGUGAUAGACUGCAUUUAUGGACUUUUCUCCCAAGGGAUAAAGGAAGUAUUCUGAUUCUGAUACAGUAUGCCCCAUAAAACCUCAAACGUGGACCAAAAGGUUCCUUGUCUUGACAGUUCUUAUAGAGACUCUCUUUAAAUCUUUCAGAGCAGUUCCAGUUUGUCUCCAAGCGACACCGAGAUUUCCCUUUCAGCGCCACCCUCUACGUCAACGGCAUCACGGUGGCCAGGAUCAGCUCCUGCUGUGAGUACCGCUAUGCUCCGGGAUUCCAGCAGGGCAGGAGGAGUUGCUUUAGACUGAUGUGGCUGGCUGGUGGGAUCCCCUGCUGCAGGUCAGAUUUCAUCAUGUGGGAGAGCGCCGCACAACCGUGGCAGAAAAUUAGAAAUCAGUAGCAGUCAAAACACAUCAGGUCAAGCUGUUUGUUUGCAGAUUUCACUUAUUGUGGGCUGACAGAGGAGGUAGAAGCUCGCAUGCUGCAUGCCUUUGGGGAUGGAGUUGGUGGUGGUAUAUGGGAGGAAAUGUGAGUCAGGAUGAAGGCGUAUUUUUCAUCUUUUUCAGAUGUACCAGUCUCCGAAACAAAUACAGCUCCUGCCAGCAGCUGAACAACGGCACACAGCAGAACCUAAUUCUCCCUCUAGAGCGCAGCCCUGGCAACGGUACAAAGCCCGAAGAACCAGUGGCUCCAUUUUCCAUUACUUCCUAAAGCUUAUUCAUCAAAAUUUUCUGACAUUAGGCCCAGUCCUUGAUUCCAACAAACUACUUUCAAGAGAAAAUGUCCAACAAAGCACUUUUUCGCUUUCAUUUUGUCGCCAAUGUAGACAAGGUCCAAUCAAGCCCAUCAUCCCCUUUGUUCAUCCUGGCCAAACCAGAGAAGAAAUCAACAAGGAGGACAAGAAAACACAUCAAAGGUGGCGGCGGAGGAUCUACAGACAGCGAGGACUCCACUAAAGCAGGGAUUAAAGAGACGUCCAAGAGGAAACGACGCAAAGGUCAAAGUCAUCACAAAGAGAGCAAAGGCAAGACAGGGGUAAACAAGAGAGAAGACAGGCGAGACAGUAAAGACUCAGAGGAGUCACAGAGGCCGACAGUGAUGGAAAAAUGUGAGAAAGAGCAGAAAAAAGACAGCAGAGUUGCAGCUUUGCAGCCGCAAUUACCCCCAACAAGCAAAGUUCUCGGUAAGCGAUGUUUGACUCAUUUGAUUCCUGCAUGAGAGGGAGGAAAAACUGAUGUAGAUACACUCUACACAGUGGAUUGCAAAUGACUUUCGUUGCAUUUGCAUGUUUUUUCCUAUUGAAUAUGCUUUGUGGUAGCAAAAAAUGUAUGAACAAGAGCUUUUCUUUGUCAAGACUCAUUUCAGGGCGAAGAAGCGAUGACUAAGCAGAACGCGGAGAAGCAGAAGGACCCGGGAUCAAAUGGGAAAACCAGAGACGGGGAAAGACUGAAAGACUUCUAUGAAGAAUGUGUGGAAAUGAGCGCCGCGUUGGAGCAGAGCCCAAACAAACACAACUGGUUCAAGGCAAACAGUGAGUGGAGAAACCACAGCAGAUCCACAGAAGGAACGAGUUGGAAUCCCCCGGAGAGCUGUGACUGAUUUACAUAACACACUUAGGCAGAAAUGGUGAAUCUGCAAAAAAGUGAUGCAUGAAGGGAUGUCUGCUGGAAAGAGGGGUCGUUAGAGAGGUUAUCCAGGCAGUAUUCACGCUGAUACCCACAUGACUGCAUGCAUAAAUCUCACUGCAGAAGAUCUGUUCGCUCUAUUAAACUGAAAUUCAGAUUUCAUGACUUGCAUUCUCACAUCAACAGUGGGUAUCAAUAUCACUAUGUGCAUUUGGCUUCUGGGGCGACACUUUUAUUGUUGCAUGACUUGUUUUCUUCCUCUUUGCAUGCCAAGUCCUGGAGAGGUGCCGGCUGCAGAAGAGGCUGUCAUCGGGCCCCAAAAGUCCGGGCUCAGAUGUGGAGCUCAGUGCUGAAAGUGACGCCGUCCUCCAGCCUGAUGAAGGGCCGGAGGUGGCGGAGGAGGAGGAAAAAGAGGACACGGCCAGUCAGAGCGCUGGCAAAGAGGAGCCUGUUACAGAACAAGACCUGCAGGCGCAGGUGUGUGUUGAACACAAACUACUGAGGUGAAGCAGUGUUUUUGCCAGGAUGGUUCUGGCAGCGAAAAAACAGAAAAUGCCCUUGAAAUUCGCACAUACUUUUAUGAUGCUGCAGUGUGAACUCACUUCAGUUAAAACUGUUGAUUUAGACAUAAAAAAGAUAAUUCUUGCUGCAUGAUUAAACACAUAAAAACACAUGCACUACUAUGAAAAACUCAAUCCUACUCCUUGCAUUUAAGGGAUAUUCUGGCAUAAGUUUAAGUCGCGGUCAAACACACUGUAAUGCCAAGUUAGACACCCCCUUGAGAGAUCAAAGUUGCUGACUGUUUGCUUCUCUAGUUAUACCAACUUAUGUAACCACCGCACGAUUAGCAAUACACAGCAGUCUACAUCUCCAUGCACAAACCUUAACCAAAACGCCACUCUACAGCCACAAAUAAUACUCAGAACAGCACCUAACUUCAUCAACAGUACAAAGAGGGUCCCAGUCAUAGUACAAGCCACCAAAUAUCUUCUUAGCUUUGCCUAAUUUCUUUAGCAAAGAGAUCUAACACAUCUCACCCACUCUCCUCCAGCAGCCACUUGUUUAUGGGGGAGCCCUGACGAGUCAAUCACACAUGGUUGGUUGAGGUUUGCGCGUGGAGAUGUAGACUACAGUGUAUUGCUAUCCUGCAGUCGUUGCUUAAAUCGGUAUAACUAAAGAAUCAAGCAGUCGGCAACAUUCAUCUCUCAAGGGGGGGUUGUCUCGAUGUUAUGGUGUGUUUGACCAUUACUUAUAUUUGCCUGGAUUGCAGGACAGGAUAUUCCUCCACUUUUUUCUACCAGAGAUGAUUGAUGUUAGGAACAGGCCAGUUACCAGUUAUACAUACCAAGGUACACCGCAGUUAUUGUUUCAACAAAUAAUGUUAUUCUCGGACUACAGCUGGAUGCAAUGAUGACAGUGCUGAGCACAUCCGAUGAGGUGGAGCAGCUGGUUCUGAGAAACACGGACCUGACUGACGACCAUCUGCUAAGCCUGGCGGGGGCCCUGAAGAAAAGCCUGUCCGAGGUCACUCUGCUCAACCUCAACCUCAACCUCAUUGGUCCAUAUGGCGCUCACAUCCUGCUGGAUGUUCUGCGAGUGAAGCCUCGGGUCAGAGGCUUACAGUAAGUCCACAGCUCCAAUGACCCAUGCUACACCAAAAUCUGAGUGGAGAAAACUCACAGAAUAAGAAACAGAAACAGAAACAUGCAGCUUUUUUUAAAGAGUUCAAAUCUGACUUUAUAAAAGAAGAGAAUAAAACUAAGCUGACAGUAAAAAGACACUGUUAAUCCAAGGACAGCUUCAUCUUUGCAGAAUAAAAUUUUAGCCCAACGCCGCUGAAUUACACAAUCCAUCUCUUUUAUGUGGACAAGAAAGGCCUCCAGUGCCUUUUCUUUUGGAGUUACUUUUUUCUAUUGUUCCACUGAAAAGACAGUAAAUGUACCAAAACUUGUCUUUUUUAAGAGGCAUGUUGAUGGAUGUGAAUACUUACAGUGCAGCUGACAUUUGAGAAAUAGUGUAACUCACACCCUGCUCAUCACAUACAAGAGUGUCAUGUGUCCCUCCAGCAUCACUACCUUAAAUGAGCCUUGCUGCUAUUUUUUGGGAUGUUAGGACCCCCUCCCCUCCCUCUUGUGUACAAAGUGACACAGCAAAAGUGCCCAGUGUUUAAAUCAACAUUAAAACAUUAUACAAACCCCUCUACAAUGCUCCUCUUUGAUAAAAGCAUGGUAAUUGCUACAGUAGCUGCUGCCACGUGUAAAGCAUGCCUUUUGGUUGCCUUUCCAGUGCAUAAAAAAUUAGGAGUGUCCCUGAUUACUGAUUGUGACUAUAAAUUGUAUGAAAAGUGAUGUCUAUAAUAUAAAAUAUUUCCUCUGGAUGUCUUCACAGAAUAUCAAAAAUAAAAGGGCACUCUGGAUCCCCAUCCAGUGUAUUCAAUGCAAAAGAGUGCAAAUAGUGCCCGUGGAUGCACUUACACUAUUUAAAACUUAAUAAAAGGUGCCUUCCCUUUGGAUGCCCUUCCUGUAUAUACAAUGAAUAAAAGUGCUUUGAGAUGCAUUUCUAGUGAAUAAAAAAAAGGGGCAUUCUGGGUGCCAUCAGGGUAGAUUCAAUAGAAAACAGUGCCCUUCUAGAUGCCCUUACACACACAAAAAGUGCCCUCUGGACGGCCCUCCCUGUUUCAUUAGAUGUAAAAAAGUGCAUUUGGGUGAUAUCUCAGUCUGUAAAGUUAAAUAAGAGCCUCUUUCAUCAUUAAAAACGUGGGAAAAGUCCUCUUUGAUUACCUUCAUAACUACUGUAACUCUGACUCCCUCACUCAUCACUGUUUUUUGUAAGAUCACUUGGGAUGGUAUUUAUCAUUCGCAGGUAGACUAAAACACUGGCACAUUCUCAUUGUAGAGUCUUUCCACUGAGUCUAUACACCUGAGUUCCAAUGGGUGAAGAGCUAGAACUUGUUCUGACGCAUGAUGUGACGAUAAUAACCAAGAUUCCAAUAUUCUUUCUUUGAGUACGGUGACCCUUUUAUUUUCAUUCAAACAAAGAGAAAGUUCACCUGCUGCCACGCAAACAUGGUCAAAAAUCUGUAUAGCUCCGCCCUCCACACCUGGCUCAUUACCUGGGCCUACUUAAAUACCCUUUUAUGGUGCAAAGAACCAAGGAAUAGAAACAAGAAAUGAAACACACAAAAGAAACUAAAUAAGGGCUCCAACACUUGUCUACAAGGUUAUUCUUGGCCUUCUACCCUCCUACCUUCAGACCUACAUCAUCCAGACGAGUACAGGAACUUACAGUCUUCGCAGGAUUUUUAUUUGCUGUCCAUCUCACUGAGGUUUUCCAAUGAUUAAAUGAAGGUUAAAUAAAUAAAUAAAUAAAACGUAAAAAGGAACCGUCUUGUUCCUCUUUUAGUAUCUGCAACAUAGACAGGUCCUCUCUAGUUUCCCUUUCCGUAUAUAAAACAUCAAAAAAGUUCCUUUUGGGUACCUUUGCAAUGGAUAAAAAGUGGUAGUCUAGGUAAUUUAACCUUAUGUUACAGUUCGUUUAGUUGAAAUGCAAAAAAGUGUAAUACUCUAGAGAGUCUGUUUUGAAUUAAAGCAUUAAAUCAGUUUAUUCCAGGGUUUGAAUAACUUUGAACUACAGUCAUUGUGGAGUCAUAAUUUUGUGUUCUCAGUUUAUAUAAUUGAAUCUUCUCCACCAAAUGUUGCACAAAUAAUCACCAGAUACAUCGAAUGAAAAGUGCUGUUUAGAAUGAAUAGUGGCACAUUGUGCUAGAACGACCAUUUUCUAAACUUCUUGUUGUUUCUUAUAAUUAAAAGUUUGAAUGUCUCAUUUAUUUUUCCUUUACAUUCAAGUUUCCAUCAGUAAUAGCUUAAAUGAGGACAUUUCCUCUGUGCAGCAGCCAGGAAACCAUCAGACACUGAGGGAAGUUACUCGUCCCUGCCAAGAAAUAAUCCAGUAAAAAUACACAUUUUGGUUUGGAUUAAACAAAAAUUUCUAAUGGGAGCAACAGCAGAUCAAACGUGUCUCUGUGAGAGUUUAAAGUAUUUCCCAAAAUGCAAGGAAAUCAAAACAAUAACCCUGGAUUUGUCAUUUCAGUGCUUUUCCAAUUAUUAAAACCCUUAAUCCUUAAAUUAAAUGUGUUUCUAUCACAUUAAAGGGGAAAUAAGUGUUUAAGGAUGCCAAUUUUUCAACAACAUGCUGCAGAAUAAGGAGAUGAAAAAUAUUUUCUGUCUCAUUUGUUUUAAAAAGAUAAAACUUAAAGUCAGAGUGCAAGUAUACACCUUUUAAAUUCUGCUUUUUUAUGUAAGAAUCAAACUAAAUCUCCAUGGUAACGACCCUUUUCUUCUUUUUCUCUGCAGCCUGUUUGGAAACAAACUGCGUGACCACGGUGUGCUGACCCUGCUGAGUGGAGUCGUUGAACUGCAGGAACAAACACUCAGAACUGCUGCAGCCAUCCAACAAGCCAUGCUUUUCCCAUCAGAGGAGAACAUGCUGCAGCUUCCCACUGGGUGGCGCUCUUUCAGGGUUUUUGCACUGCAGGAGCUGGAUGUUGGGGGUAAUGGCUUGAGCAGUGAUGGCGUGAAGGUGUUAGCAUCCUAUCUGAGGCACCACUCUUAUCUUCAGUACUUGGGGCUGGCACAGACCAGCGGGGCUGAUCUGGCAGCGUGGAAGGAGCUUUUUGAUAGCCUCAAAGGAAACACGUCGCUGACUCAGAUCAUUCUUGAUGAGAACAACUUAGGGGACCCGGGGGUCAGGCUGUUGGCUGACAUGCUAAGGGAGAACGCAAGUCUUCAGCAGGUGGAUCUGGACAGGAACGAAAUCAGCGAUGUGGGAGGGAAUGACAUCAUGGGGGCGCUGCUGUGCAGGAUACAGUUCCCGCUGAAGCAUCUGAGCCUUCAGGAGAACAACAUCAGUGCAGGACUCAUGAGUAGGAUACAGGAAGAGGUGAAAUAAACCCUGUAGGAGGGCAAGGAUACACUCCAAAGCAUGAGGACAUAUGUAACAUCAUAAACCUGGCUCUGGCUGGAGGACUCGGAGGAUUCUCUGUUUACAUUCUGAGGUGAGAGAGGGAGAAAACCUGACUCAUUCGACUUGUUUGACCCUCAAACACACACUCAAAGAUCUUCCUUCCUGUAACUGGGUGGCCCUGCUCACAAACGCUGCGUCUUAGUUUAGCCCAGGUAGGCAGUGUAGGAGGCAUGUUUGCUUUAGGGCAGCAAUGUGGUCUGGAUGCUUUUUCAAAGAGCUCUCAAUAAACUGAACCUUUCUUCUUUGUGGUGAGGUUACAUCUUCACCUUGAGUUUUUUUUCUCUUCUUCUUCCCACCAGCGUUACCCCUCGUGAACCCACACCUCCUACUUUGCUAAAACCAACUCCGGCUCAAGGCUCACUGAACCCGCUGUCGUUUUUAUUGAAUAAUUUGCUGCCUCCUGACAAAAAGGAACCACGGUGAUUCAUUCCACCCACUGUACUCACAGGUCACGGAUGAUUUACCCGUGACUUUUAUCCAUCCAGAACAUUUCAGUAGCCAUCAUCAGAUCUCUUCUCUCCACUUCUACGAAUCAAAAGAGUUAUGGACAGCUACACCACAGCAUGUAAACUACCCUCAUUUUGUCAUUUUUGCCUCGACACAGAGCUUCUAUUCAGAGUUUAAGCACGUUGGGUGGGGGGAGAAAAACUGGGGCAAAUCCGACUGAAUCCUGAGGCCGUCAUCUCAUUGUUCUAUCAACACAGACAUACUGAGAAUAACUGUACCUGUGAUCAAAGCUUGUCAAAGUAGUAAUUAUCUCCUCCUCUCAGGGCUGCCAGCAGUGAUUCUGCUGAAACCAAUCCCUCCAUAUUUCAUCUGCAGUCUUUGCGAAUUCCUCUGCACAACCCCUGAUAAAGACGCUCUCCAAAAACCCCAGGAGGAUGACAGAUAAAUGAGACUGGCGCACCUGAAGAUUACAUCUGCAGAAGUCAUCCAGCACUGCCGUAUCAGACAGAAUAACUUCUAUUUGCAGCAUUGAGGCAGCGUAGAUUUAAAGUAAAAAGAUGUCUGGUCUGGGUUGUCUUAUUUUUAAGGUCAAUUCUUUGUAUCUAAAGUUCUGCCGAUGAGACGCGCAAGAUUUUGUUACCAGCAAUAAAAGGAGAAAAAGUUUCUUUUCUCUUUGGCUGCUGAUCUUUUAAAAGGAAUUUCACAUAACAAUUCAUGCUGACUUUAUUGGAUCAACUUUGUUACAUGCAGAACAGAAAACACAAGAUUUCCACUUUCUUAGAAAUUGUCACAUGAGGUGGAUGCUGCUCUCUGACAGUUCCAUUUGCCCCAUAAACUGUUCCUACUCUUUUCUUUACUGCAAAAAUAGCACAACCUGAUAUGAUGUACAAACUAUGGCUCCACAUGCUUUAAUAACACAAGUCCUCUCACAACCAAUGAGAAUGUAUUGAAACUAAUCAGAAUUAAUAUAUUUAUGGAUCUAAAAAGGAGCUUGUAGUCCAACUGAAGAUGCUCUAAAUUUGAUGGGCUAAAAAGAAAAACUUUUGUACCUCUUAUUCAGACAAGGCAAUAAAGUAAGUUAGUGUUAGCU
Messenger RNA from Xyrichtys novacula (pearly razorfish), 19270 nucleotides. The record is from the annotation of a GenBank genome assembly. NCBI's taxonomy places the organism in Eukaryota, Metazoa, Chordata, Actinopteri, Labriformes, Labridae.